Molecule: messenger RNA, 1977 nt
Organism: Theobroma cacao (cacao)
Lineage: Eukaryota; Viridiplantae; Streptophyta; Magnoliopsida; Malvales; Malvaceae
Product: importin subunit alpha-9
Biological process (GO): protein import into nucleus
Cellular component (GO): cytoplasm
Molecular function (GO): protein binding; nuclear import signal receptor activity
Source: RefSeq, a predicted model, not a curated record
UCGCGCUCGGUCGAAAACCCAAAAAAGAAACAAGGAAAAAAAGUGGGGGAGAAAACUCGAUUCACCCUUUAACACUCGCAGUUUUCUUCUGUACUCUUCAACCUCACUUUCAAAAGUUUCCUUAACAAAAUGGCCGAUGACUCCCCCGCUUCCCAUCGAAGGGACCCCAUCAAAUCUUCAGUUGGGAACGUGGCGGCUCAACGGAGGCGGCAAAAUGCGGUAACGGUGGGGAAAGAGAGGAGAGAGUCGUUGGUUCGAGCGAAACGGUUAUGUAGAGUGGGACCCAGCGCUGACGGAGAUGUUCCGGUCGAAGGAAAUGAUAUGAUAACUGAUGAAGAAGAGUUUCUUUUGGAAGCCCAAACUUCUUCAGCUGUGGAAGACUUAAAAUCCACUGUUGCUUAUCAGGGAAAAGGUGCAAUGCAGAAGAGGGUAAAUGCACUUCGUGAGCUAAGGCGGUUAUUGUCGAAAUCGGAGUUCCCUCCUAUUGAAGCUGCUCUAAAAGCUGGAGCAAUCCCCUUGCUUGUGCAGUGUCUUUCUUUUGGCUCUCAGGAUGAACAGUUGCUAGAGGCAGCUUGGUGCCUUACGAACAUUGCUGCAGGAAAACCGGAAGAAACAAAAGCUCUGUUGCCUGCAUUACCGUUGCUUAUUGCUCACCUUGGAGAAAAGAGUUCCUUGCCUGUUGCUGAGCAGUGUGCAUGGGCAUUGGGAAAUGUUGCUGGGGAAGGGGAGGAGUUAAGAAAUGUUUUGCUGUCUCAAGGGGCUUUGCCACCUCUUGCAAGAAUGAUGUUGCCAAACAAGGGUUCAACUGUGAGAACAGCAGCUUGGGCAUUGUCAAACCUUAUCAAGGGACCUGAUCCUAAAGCUGCAACUGAGCUCAUCAGAGUUGAUGGAGUACUUGAUGCAAUUCUUCGACACUUAAGAAAAUCGGAUGAGGAGCUGGCCACUGAAGUAGCAUGGGUGGUGGUGUAUCUUUCAGCCCUUUCAAAUUUUGCUACUGGUGUUCUGGUGAAGACUGAUGUCCUUCACCUUCUUGUGGAAAGAUUGGCAACAUCAAAUAGUCUGCAACUGCUCAUUCCGGUGCUGAGAAGCUUAGGCAAUCUUGUGGCUGGUGAUUCACAUACAACUUCUACCAUUCUUGUCCCUGGGCUUGAAAUCACAGAUGGUGUCAUAAAAGUCCUAGUAAAGUGUCUGAAGAGUGAGCACAGGGUCUUGAAGAAGGAAGCAUCAUGGGUUUUAUCUAAUAUAGCAGCUGGUUCUGUUGAACACAAGCAGUUGAUAUAUUCUAGUGAGGCAGUACCUUUACUACUGCACCUUCUUUCAACAGCUCCCUUUGAUAUAAGAAAGGAAGUAGCAUAUGUGUUGGGCAACCUCUGUGUUGCCCCUACAGGAGGUGAUGGGAAGCCAAAUCUGAUCCAGGAGCACUUGGUUUCCCUUGUUCAGAGAGGAUGCCUUUCUGGUUUUAUUGAUUUGGUUAGAUCUGCUGAUGUAGAGGCUGCCAGACUAGGACUUCAAUUCAUGGAGCUGGUCUUGAGAGGAAUGCCAAGUGGAGAGGGCCCAAAACUAGUUGAGCGAGAGGAUGGGAUUGAUGCUAUGGAAAGAUACCAGUUCCAUGAAAAUGAAGACCUGAGGAACAUGGCCAAUGGUUUAGUUGAUAAAUACUUCGGGGAGGACUAUGGGGUCGACGAGUAAGGUUUUAGGAUGAUCACCCCUGCUCCUUUCUUCUCUUGUAAUCUUUUUGUAAUCUCCUUCCCCCAUCUUUUCUGGGAUGUAAAUUCAAUUAGUUGGCGCAUCGAAGGAUUCGUCCGCAUCGCCCUUUGUUAAGAAAACUCGGGCUGUAAGGCUACCCACGUCGUAGGAUGUCUGAUACCAUGUGUCUCUUAGGAAUUCACUCAACCGUUUGUUGUGCAAUCUUUUCUUUAAUGAACAUGUAAAUUUGGAUUAAUUUGUCCUUUUUUUUUAAAAUAAAAAACAUUUCUG